CGUGAAAUUUCUACUCUUGUUCGAUUUCUGUUGUGUGGGGGAUUAAGCAAUCAGUUUUCUUUUUCUGGCCUUCGGGAUUAGUUGAUAUUAUAACGGUCAGGAUAAUGUGGGUUAUUAAAAAAAAUACACGAAUUAAAUUUAAAAAACUCAAAUACUUACAUACGUAUCCCCAACCUUCUCAUGCACAUAAAGCUAAGGCUGCUAAAUAUAUUCCAUCCAUGUUACGUUUCAUACCAGCUGUUCCAUAUACCAUUCUUUCCUUUUCUCAAUUGUAAAAAGAAAAAUUCUCUAAUAUAAGAGUAAUGUGUUUAAUGUGUAAUAUAUCUCUGGCAUAUCAAGAUUUGGGAUUAAAAAAAGUCGACAUAAAAAUACGGAUUCAUGCUUAAAGAUAACAUUAAAAAAACGUCUCACAGGAAAAUAUAAAGAUUCAUACAAGAAAUCAUUUGUCUCUCUAUGCUAAUGUUUCGAGUAAAGUUAACAAUACCAAACAGAAUAAAAACCAUCGAACCUAUAAAACACCAACCAUCCUAACUCAUCUAAGUGAUAAGACUCUCUUUCUCUUGUUUUUCCUCGUUCUUCUUUGUUCUCUAUAGUUUAAAUUUAAGAAAAUCGAAUAAACCCCUACUAAUUUGAUCCAUGUUCUUAUUUCAACAAACCAACGAAGAUAGGACCCCAAAAAAGCUUACAAGGAGAGAAACCAUGCGAAAUCUCCAAACCCUUUGUCUCCCGCUGUUGUUUCGUACACUAUUUAUGGUUGGUUUCGUCACUCUUCUUAUGAUCGAUGUGUUUGUAUUACAAAACAAUAACGAAGUCGACAAAACAAAAGAGAUUACUACUGCCGCAACGAUGAACAAUUCCAUUAUACAUGCUAAGGGUGUAAAAGAAGAUCUUGUUGAUGGAUCAAAACAUGGUGAUCUUAGCUACGUUGCAAGCAAAAGAAAAGUUCCUCGUGGACCCGAUCCUAUACACAACAGAUUAUUUAUACGAUUUUUUUGGCCACCAUGUACAUUAGGUACGUCUAGAAUAGUUUUACUAUAAAUAAAUAUAAAUAUAAUUGGUUUCUUUUAGCUAACACAGAUUCGGUAAGACAUAUCACGGAGGCUCGCAAAAGGCUGUCUGCUAGCUUUAUUCAGUCUCGUUUUUAAUUACUCUAUAAGAUGGCUUCUUUUAAUAACUUUAUUUUUCCUUUACGGAAGCUUUAAAUACCAUCUUUCCCUCUCAUUUUUCUUCACCUCAUUUCUUAGUUAUAUAUAUAGAUAUAUACCCCUUAAGAUCUCAGUUGAUUAUUUUUAAAAUAAAAGCGUUUACUAUGAAUUCCAUACAUGGCCUUAAGAAUAUAAAUAUACACACAUAGAUAUAAAAUACAAGUGUUUACAAUGAAUUCCACGCAUGGCCUUAAGAAUAUAUAUAUAGUCAUAGGAUUUGAAUGUUUACAACCGCUCCGCUACGCACCACAGUUAACAGUAACAAAAAUCUUUACAUAUAUCAUAUAUCUAUACGUUUUUAUAACUGUUAAAAUCGUACCGCAGUUGAACCGCUUGUCCCGCACCGCUUAAACCGCAGUCACCAUUCGGAGCCUUAAUGUCUAUAGAAAGCUAAGAUACUCCCACGCACUUUCAUAUAGAUACUCCCAUUUAUAAAGCUGUUUUUAUUGAAGUAGUUUAAUAAAAAAUUUGUAUAUAGGCAAAUAAGAAUAGUUGACCAAAGUAGUUUAAUAAGCUUCGUCAAGUGACCCAAGUAUCACUGUAUCAGUCAAAAUUUUAAACUAGUAACAUCACUGUAGUUUAAACUUGACUAGGCUUAUUAAACUAGUAUCGAUAGAUGAACGCUGAACAUUUGUUAUCGGGUUUAUGAGAGUAACUAAUAACAUGAAUUAUUCCUUUUGAAUUAAGUAAUUAACUUGAUUAUUAAAUAUUAACUUAUGUUCUGUCUU
This is a messenger RNA of Brassica napus (rape), 1933 nucleotides long. RefSeq names its product CLAVATA3/ESR (CLE)-related protein 26-like. The record is from RefSeq and is a predicted model, not a curated record. The coding region runs from base 637 to 1038 and encodes 133 amino acids. The transcript is spliced from 2 exons. Lineage: Eukaryota; Viridiplantae; Streptophyta; Magnoliopsida; Brassicales; Brassicaceae.